AGGGUGCAUAAUUCGCCUAUCACGCACAUGGGAGAUAUUUGUACGCUCUUACACUCGGGCAUUCUUCCAGGCCCUCCAUUUCCUUCCUUUCUUCCUUCCUUCGCUCUCACCCACUCAGCACCACCCACAUUCUUCUCAGCUCAACCGCUUUUCCACAAGGCCCACUUUCUCACCAACAUCAUAACACGUCUCUGCGCUACCCAUCUCGCGCUCAACCACUCCUCGUUUGACACGAGUAAGAAACAGAAAGAAAAAAACGCGCACCGUAACUGCCAAGAAUGGCCACUCCGAACCAAGGAGGGCGAGGUGGAUUUAAUGGUAACCGUGAUGGAAGAGGGCGAGGUCGAGGCCAGGGUAACCGUGGACACCACGGUGGAGGGCCUGUUCAAGGGCCCGGACAAGGCCGUGGUCGUGGUCGUGGCAUGCUUACACAAGACCAAAAGGCUACCAUUGUUGUUGCUAAGCGAGAGUUCACUCUUCAGAUCGCAGGCGAGGGUACAGACGAUGUCGUUCUCGCUGCCGCAGCCGAUGAGAAGCUCCAGCACAAUGCCAGCUUUAUUCUCAACAAGGACGACUUUGUAGCCUUCACCGGUCAAAGGCAAAUCAGGAACUUUGUUAACUCCUGCCUUCUCAACCUUUCGAACCACCACAACAUCGAUACAUCCGGAAUCUUGACGAGCCUAUCCAAGGUUUCUGGACGUGCGCGUCUGAGGGAGAUCAUGCUCAUGCCGAUGCACAUCGAUGCUGGGGACUCAAAGGAUCUCCUGUCGUUCCAGUAUGUGGUACUGCCAUUGAUCGGGGUGUUUACCCGCGAGUCUGUGUGCCAGUCGACCCUAACAAGUGAGUCGGGAAUCAUAUACUCGACCGUAUUCAGUCACCAGAGACAGUUCUUGGACGAUGGAGUCAUGCGGUGCAUGGACCAGCUCUUGGAACGAAGAUCCAUGGCGGAUUUCAGCGCGGGCGGCCAGCGACUUCUCAACGAACAGACUUCCAUCUGUCAUGUCACUUCUUUGCCGUGCGCUCUUCUGGCCAUCGUACGACUCGUAUAUCAACUGAUCAAGAGAUUUCAGGAUGCGCAGACUGCGAUGGCUGAUUUGGUCGCAAAAUUGCGCACACAGCAGAUAAAGUGCCUUCAAGUGGCAUCCAGCUCGGCCGAGGAUCGAUUUUUCAACGAGAAUCUUGCUCGGGAAGUGACUCGAUUGGAACAGAUCAUCACUGAUGCCCGGGACAAGAUCAUCGAGCCUCUUCACUCUGCAGCUAGCCUGACGAGUCCUCAACCUUCCAGGCCCCGAGGACCGAAUAUGGUCCACCUCGUAUCCGCGUAUGACCCGCCAGGACACCUUUCCCCGAAGGGUUCUCGACACGACAAUGAUCAUGCGGAAAUUUCAAAGAUUAUUCUGUUGCCAACUGAGCAGGAGAUCGCUAGCCCUCGAGAUCCGUUCUUGCCAUCAAAUGAUAUCUCGGAGGCCCCUCAUUUUCUGCCUCCAGGUUGGAGACGCCAGCUCGAUAUACAUUUUCGGCUGUACAGGGAAGACAUGAUUGAUUCGCUCCGCAAAGGACUGAUGUCGUUCUCGAAUGUGCUCCAGGCAAUCAGGCCUGGGGAGGAGAGCAUCUUAUUGAAGCAGAAGGAGCUUAAGAAACGCCUGGACGACAAUAUCAGCCUGGACGUGUAUGGAGACGUGCACAUGCUGGGCAUGGAUACCACAAAGCAGACAUCCGUUGGCUCGGUCGAGAUCUCGUUUGGUCAACCGCCACGCGCAGCAGCAGCAACCACCCAUCAGCAGCGAGUCGAGUUCUGGGAGCGAUCCAGGAGACGGUUGAUGCAGGGCUCCCUUAUCUGUCUUGCGAGUCGUUCAGAUAAUAAUCGGCAGAUGGAGGAUGCAGGUCACCCGCCUUUUCAAAUGAUCCUUGGAGUGGUCACAAAGCGCGACACGGCGGCGUUGGCCAAGGACAACAAGGCGGCGCGGAUUCAUAUCUCUUUGGCAGAUCCCAAGGCCUACUUGACGAUGCUCAACAUAGCGAGUCAGUCCAAGAAAAAGCAGUGGUUUCUAGUAGAGUCCAUGGGCGGUUUCUUCGAGUCGUACCGUCCCAUCCUAAAGGCUCUCCAGAAUUGCGUGCCAGCGUCCCUGCCCUUCGGAAAGUACCUCGCUCCCACUGCCCAAGAACAGGAGGGGACGCUGGCGGCUGGAGAAGUAGCAGUCGAUCCACCACUGUAUGCUCGCGCCCCUGGAUUCACGUUCGAUUUGUCGGUGCUACUCAAAGGGCAGCGGUGUCAGCUGGAUGUGUUAAGCCAGGAUUCAGUCACAGUGGCGAUUAACAUGCUCCAGAGGCAGAGCACUCUCGAUGACACGCAAGCAUCCGCCUUGGUCGAAACUCUUUGCCGAGAAGUUGCGCUGAUCAGCGGGAUGUCCCUGAAUGAGCGAAGGCGGUUAUUGGACUCGUGGAAGCCCGAGGUACUGAAUUUCAUGAUGGCCAAAAAUAACGCGAACGACGAUAUUCGAAGGACUAUCCUUCGCGAGACUUCUGUGAUCGGAAUGACUACCAACGGCGCAGCCAAGUUGCAAACCUUGAUUAGCGCAGUCGCCCCCAAGAUCAUCAUUUGCGAGGAGGCGGGAGAGGUCCUGGAAUCUCAUAUUUUGGCGGCGCUCUCUGCUUCGACACAGCACCUGGUUCUCAUCGGUGACCAUAAGCAGCUUCGUCCCCAGAUCGAGACAUAUACUCUAUCAUCGGAUUCUACCAUCGGCAAGAACUACAAUCUCGACAAGUCUCUUUUCGAGCGCCUGUCUAAGAAGAACCCUCUACCACUGUCACACUUGACUAUUCAACGACGCAUGCGGCCCGAGAUCUCGAGCCUGAUCAGGAAUACGCUUUAUCCUGACCUGGCUGAUGGAGAGCGAGUCUUUGCGUAUCCCGAUGUGAGUGGCAUGGGCGCCAACUUGUACUUCAUGGACCAUGCACACGCUGAAGACAGCAAGGACCAGUACGGCGCACAGUCGUUCGCCAACUCUUUCGAGGUCAGGAUGGUUGGGGCACUGGCACAAUACCUGAUCAAGAAUGGAUAUGACAAGCCUGGCGACAUUGCAGUCUUGACACCGUAUCUCGGCCAACUUUCGAAACUCCGGGAUCAUCUGCGAAAAAGUUUUUUUUUGAUGAUUGACGAGCGAGAUCAGGACUUCAAAACCAUCUUACUCUGCGUACCAUCGACAACUACCAGGGCGAGGAAGCCAAGAUCGUCAUCAUCACUCUUGUCCGCAGCAAUUCCAAAGAGAACGGAACCUCUACGGCUGGUGGUUCGAUUGGUUUCCUCAAGUCUCCGAACCGCACCAAUGUGCUGCUAUCAAGAGCUCAGCACGGGAUGUUCCUCAUUGGAAAUGCGCCAUCCUGAUGAUAAGGACCACGUCUUGGUUAAGUGCUUUGAGCCAUGCCCCCAGCUUCAGCCCGGAUGCGAUCACGUAUGCCCUAAGGUCUGCGGCGAAAAAUGCGGCAAUUGCAUGGAGUUUGUGUGUGGCCAUAUUUGUACUCGUCCGUGCUCCGAAUGCCAAAAGGAGUCUCCUGGAUGGAAGAAGAAGAAGGAUAAUCCUGCUGUGCGCAUCGAGCGCACUGUUCAUGGGAAAUGCAAAAAAGAAUGCGGCAGGAACCUGUUCUGUGGCCAUCCCUGCAUAUCCAAGUGUCAUGACAAAGCAGCCUGUCCCCCCUGCGGGCAGAAAUGCGAGGUCUUUUGCGCUCACUCCCGUUGCCAUCAAAAAUGCAAUGCGCCAUGUGCUGCGUGCUGUCAGAGAUGCGUUUGGAGCUGCCAGCAUCAAGGCCAGUGUGAGAUGCCUUGUGGAGCACCUUGCGACCGACUCCCGUGCAACAAACGGUGCGACAAGGAACUCAAGUGUGGCCAUCAAUGUCCUUCUAUUUGCGGUGAGAAAUGUCCUUCGGAAAAGUUCUGUGUCGAGUGCAAGGACCCUUCAACCAUGGGUCAGAUUGUCGACCUGAUCAUGCAGCAAUCGCUCGCUGAGGUCGAUAUCGAUGACGACCCGAUCCUCGUUCUUGCGUGUGGACAUGCCCUGACAAUGACCACACUGGAUGGAAUGAUGGGAAUGUCCGAGUACUACGUUGCAGAGACGGACAAGAAGACAGGCGAUGUUCAAUAUGUCGGCAAGAAGGAUCUGACGAACGAUGAAGUGCCCCAAGUGUCGUGUCCCAACUGUCGCAAGCCCAUCAUUGGAAUCUUGAGAUACGGCCGCAGGGUCAAAUGCUCACAACUGCGACUACGCUCACACAAGCACGAGAUCACCCAAUUUGGGGCCAUGACCAAAGCACAGCAGGCAUUCGAUGUGGCGCAAGUCCAGAUUAGGGAUCGCCAUGACGCGUUCAUAGCUUCUCUCACGAAAGGCGUGACCGAAGAGUGCCCUGAACCACCGAGCGCCGAGUUGAGAGUGCUUGGGAGACACGAUGACAAGAAUGUGGAGCUACCGAAUAGUAAUGUUGAGUCGAUCGAGAAUAUUUAUCGUAUCCCUAAGUUGCAUGCGGAUGCCUGGGUCAAGAUGAUCAGCCCAGCUACAAAAUCGCUGUACCAAUUCGGGGAAAUCAGCAUACAGGGUUUCAAGUCUCCGACUAAGCGACUCUUCGACGCUGCCGUCUCUCAUCUCUACAGGAUCAAGACUACUCCAACUUAUGACCUUUCGGAGGACCUUGUCACCCACCCAUCUCUGCCAAGAGAUGCAGCCACAGCCUCUGAUAUCGUCCAAGCCUGCGUUGUUGAGUGUGGCCUCCCGAGAGAUGGGCAUUUUGGUGAAUCAUAUGUCAAUUCUUUGCAAGAGCGGGCCAACGUGUUGAUCUUCGUCAUUUCACAGGCAUUUGAGGCCAUGGACAAGUGCGGAGCUUCAACGGGAUGGUAUUGGUUCGUGGAGGACCUGUUAAGAUGCGCUAGAAUCCAUAUUGAGAAACUGCAGACCGCUUCGCUGAAUGGGCGCUUUAGUCGAAAGGCCGUCUACGCCCAAAUCACCCACAUGGAUCUCAUUUGCAGAGAGACGCGAUGGCUUGGAAUGAAGACGUUUCCGACCGAGGACAAGGCUAAGGAGGAUCGUUUGAAGCAAGUGAACAGUCUUCAGGAAAAGUUCAUGGCCGAGCACAAAGACCUUAAGGAUCACUGCCCGCGUGGUAUCAAGAUCGAGUGCGUGGCUAGAGCAGAAGAGUUGGAGGCAAAGAUGGUUGAGGUUGUCAAGGCAGCCAAAGGUCAGGCUUCCUAUUCGCCCCUGUCAAAGGAGGAAAAGCUGCAGUUGUUCAGGGCGAUGAGUCAGGAGUUGAGAGGAUCAGGACACUGGUACGCGUGUCCGAACGGCCAUCCCUAUGUCAUUGGAGAGUGUGGGAUGGCGAUGGAACAGGCGCACUGUGCCGAGUGUGGCGCCUUGAUUGGAGGUGGUGACCAUGCGUUGCGAGGCGAUAACGUACUCAAUACGGAGUUUGAGGACAUGUAUCGUCAGAGACGCUGAUCGAAACUACACGGUGCUGAUGAGCGGGAGCCAAGAUGUCAUUUAUCAUAUCCCUUGUCCUAAAUUCAUAUAUAUGGGAUGAAUUUUAAUAAGAAAAUGCGGAUUGCAAUUG
This is a messenger RNA of Gamsiella multidivaricata, 5592 nucleotides long. RefSeq lists its product as uncharacterized. The record is from RefSeq and is a predicted model, not a curated record. Gene Ontology annotation, cellular component: nuclear RNA-directed RNA polymerase complex. The transcript is spliced from 11 exons. Gene Ontology annotation, biological process: regulatory ncRNA-mediated heterochromatin formation. Lineage: Eukaryota; Fungi; Mortierellomycota; Mortierellomycetes; Mortierellales; Mortierellaceae. Gene Ontology annotation, molecular function: helicase activity. Bases 279 to 5480 code for a protein of 1733 amino acids.